Messenger RNA from Pimephales promelas (fathead minnow), 2384 nucleotides. It is a transcript of the gene ankrd13a, whose product is annotated as ankyrin repeat domain 13A. Gene Ontology annotation, cellular component: cytoplasm. NCBI's taxonomy places the organism in Eukaryota, Metazoa, Chordata, Actinopteri, Cypriniformes, Leuciscidae. The record is from RefSeq and is a predicted model, not a curated record. Gene Ontology annotation, molecular function: protein binding.
GUGACAGAGCAUGUACAGCUAAUUAGGCUCUUAUCGGCCAUUUUAUGUUGAGAACAAUAUUUAUAAAUACAACUAAAUGCUAAAAGGUUUUGGGGAACCGUUUUUCAAAUGACUGGAUACACCCCUACUCAAAUAGUUUCAACCUGCCACUUCCUUGUUUUUCAAAAGUUUAUUUUGAAAAAAGUUGGUUGCGUUUUCGGCGUCUCCUUUGCUUAGGCGUCUUCAUCUGUUUAAUAGCCAGAGUCUCUGUAUAUUUAUCAGGAAUGAAUUAGACGCAUGAAGAGGUUAGAUGGUUCAUGACAGUAGCUAGCUCGAAGGCUGGCUCUUGAUUUCGGAGGCUGAGACACGGAGAGUUAGAUCGAGCCAGAAUGUUAUCCGCCACCGCUGCUAGCGUCGAGGAUUUCAGACUCAGGUUUCCACUGCAUAUCCUGGUGUGGGAAAAUGAUUACAGGAAGCUGGAAAAAGAGCUACAGACGAAUUACAUUGAAGAGGUGGAUCCCCGGGGCCGGACCCCUCUGCACCUGGCCGUCUCACUUGGACACUUGGAGUCCGUGAGAGUGCUGCUCAGACACGGCGCGGAUGUUUCCAAAGAAAAUGACAAACAUUGGACAGUGCUACAGGAAGCGGUUAGCACAGGAGAUCCUGAGAUGGUGCAGCUGGUGCUCCAGCGACGAGAUUAUGUCAAAGCCUCCACUGCGUUGGGUGGCGUUCCAGAGCUACUGUGCAAGAUCCGAGAGUCUCCAGAUUUCUACAUGGAGAUGAAGUGGGAGUUUACUAGCUGGAUUCCUCUGGUGUCCCGCGUGUGUCCCAGCGACGUGUGCAGAAUCUGGAAGAGUGGGGCCUGUCUGAGAGUGGACACCACCCUGCUGGGCUUUGACAACAUGACCUGGAUCAGAGGAAGAAGAAGCUAUAUCUUCAGAGAAGAGAACAACUGCACUGAGCUGAUGGAAGUUAAUCACGAGGACGAGGUGGUGGACACUGAGCGCUUUGAUCUCUCCCGCGAGAUCGAGGAUGUCACUCUGGACUCCAUGCAGCCCGCUGAACAGGAAGUUGCCAAGAGGCUGACAACACCUAUUGUUAACACAUAUCUGGACACAAGAGACAUUGCGUUUGAGAGGUGUAAAUCUGGUAUCUGGGGUUGGAGGUCAGACAGAACAGAAGUAGUAAAUGGAUUUGAAGCCAAGGUUUUUUCAGUGAACAAUGUGAACGUUGUGAUUCGCACCAGGACGGAGCACCUCACAGACGAGGAGAAGGCCAGGAUAAAAAGUGAAAGGAAUGUUCUGGAAUCUUUACUCGGCACCGUAGAACAACAGAUCGGUGCUCAAGGGGACAUGACUAUGGAGUUUGCCACUGCCACAAACCCCACAGCUAUUACUCCAGAGGAGUACUUUAACCCCAACUUCGACCUGCAGGGUAGAGAUAUUGGUCGACCCUUUGAGCUCACCAUCAGAACACAGAAGUUUAAAGGCACCCUGUGGAUGAGCGAGGAGCAUCCUCUGUCUCUGGUGGAGCAGGUCACUCCCAUCAUUGACCUGAUGGCUCGCACCAGCACUCACUUUGCCCGACUCAAGGACUUCAUCAACCUCAGGUUUCCCCCUGGCUUUCCUGUGAAGAUCGAAAUCCCACUGUUCCAUGUGUUGAAUGCCCGCAUCACAUUUGGAAACGUCAACAAGUGCAGUACAGAUGAGCCUCUGGACACCAACCAAUCAGCUUCUACACCCACACCUACAGAAGAGAAGUGUGACAACCAGGCUUCAGUUGCUCCUGCAGAACCUGAUCAAUUCGAGGUGUGUCCGUCUGUGUUCAUGGCACCUUCACACUAUCACCACCGAGGAGGCAACCGCCACUCCAACACACGCCAGUACAACCCAGUGCACCAUGAUGAAGAGCUGCUCCAGUACGCCAUCCACCAGAGCCUGCUUGAGUCUAGUGCACUUAAUUCACAGGAAACUUUGAGUGAUUCUGAUGGACAGGCGACACAAUCCAUGAUGAACCGGUUGAGUGAUGGGUCUGAGUCUGAGGGAGUUUUAGUAGACCUCAGUGACACCACACCCUCCAGCUCUGUCUCCACCUCCAGCCCCGACACUGACCUGCGAUUGGCUAUGGAGCUUUCGGCCCGGGCACAGGAGGAGGAAGAAAGGAGAAGGAAAGAAGAAGAGGAGGAAUUAGAGAGGAUUUUACAACUCUCCUUAAUGGAAAAGUGACGAAAUUCACGCAGCUCUCUGUGGCCACUGACAUACGACUUAACUUAGUUACAUAUUCAGUUUGGAGCCGACAUCUGGAAGGUUCUGCUUCCUUAUCCAAAAAAUAAGCAAUUUUUUUUUUUUUUUCAUGAUUUUUACUGCUUUCUAUGGAAGCUUGUUUCCGCCACUGAAUGAAAAAUA